CCAGUCCCGCCGCGAUGCUGUUCCACAGUCUGUCGGGCCCUGAGGUGCACGGGGUCAUCGACGAGAUGGACCGUAGGGCCAAGAGCGAGGCUCCCGCCAUCAGCUCCGCCAUCGACCGCGGCGACACCGAGACGACCAUGCCAUCCAUCAGCAGUGACCGGGCUGCGCUGUGCGCUGGCUGCGGGGGCAAGAUAUCGGACCGCUACUACCUGCUGGCGGUGGACAAGCAGUGGCACAUGCGCUGCCUCAAGUGCUGCGAGUGCAAGCUCAACCUGGAGUCGGAACUCACCUGUUUCAGCAAGGAUGGAAGCAUCUACUGCAAGGAAGACUACUACAGGAGGUUCUCGGUGCAGCGCUGCGCCCGCUGCCACCUGGGCAUCUCCGCCUCGGAGAUGGUGAUGCGAGCUCGGGACUUGGUUUAUCACCUCAACUGCUUCACGUGCACCACGUGUAACAAGAUGCUGACCACGGGUGACCAUUUCGGCAUGAAGGACAGCCUGGUCUACUGCCGCUUGCACUUCGAGGCGCUGCUGCAGGGCGAGUACCCCGCUCACUUCAACCACGCCGAUGUGGCGGCAGCCGCAGCUGCAGCCGCGGCAGCCAAGAGUGCGGGGCUGGGCGCAGCCGGGGCCAACCCUCUGGGUCUUCCCUACUACAAUGGUGUGGGCACAGUGCAGAAGGGGAGGCCGAGAAAGCGCAAGAGCCCGGGUCCUGGGGCAGAUCUGGCGGCCUACAAUGCUGCGCUGAGCUGCAACGAGAAUGACGCGGAGCACCUGGACCGCGACCAGCCAUACCCCAGCAGCCAGAAGACGAAGCGCAUGCGCACCUCCUUCAAGCACCACCAGCUUCGGACCAUGAAGUCUUACUUUGCCAUUAACCACAACCCUGACGCUAAGGACUUGAAGCAGCUCGCGCAGAAGACGGGCCUCACCAAGCGGGUCCUCCAGGUUUGGUUUCAGAAUGCCCGGGCCAAGUUCAGGCGCAACCUUUUACGGCAGGAAAACACGGGCGUGGACAAGUCCACGGAGGCGGCGCUGCAGACGGGGACGCCAUCGGGGCCAGCCUCGGAGCUCUCCAAUGCCUCGCUCAGCCCCUCCAGCACGCCCACCACCCUCACAGACUUGACUAGUCCCACCCUGCCAACUGUGACAUCCGUCUUAACUUCUGUGCCUGGCAACCUGGAGGGCCACGAGCCUCACAGCCCCUCACAAACGACUCUUACCAACCUUUUCUAAUGACUCGUACCCCCCCUGCCCCACAAUUUCUUUAAAAAAGAAAUUAUCUUUAGUUGAAUUCCAAGUGUAUUUUAAAAUAGAGGCUUUGAGCAACUAACUAACCACAUUUUAGGAUCUCGCCUGGAAACAGAGAAAGAAAAUAAUUGUGUGUCCGGCUAAUGCAGCGGCUGUGGGCUGAGGAAUUACUUGGAAGAUCGAUCUGCAACACAACAUUUGUGUCACUGUACAGUUUUGUGGACUGAGCGAGGAAAAACAACAAAUAAUUUAAGUUGGCUAGAGCUUCUGUAUUUUCAAAGACUGCCACGUGCCUUAGGAAUACUGUUUUAUCUCCAUACUUUGGAUGACUUGUUCAUUUUUUUUCCCACUUUUUCUCUCUGUAUAUUUAUGACCAGAGCAAAAAUGUAAAAAAACAAAAAACAAAAAACAAAAACAACAAAAAAAACCCCAGUUUGUUACUUUGAAUAGUCCCAAAAAGAAAAAAGAAAAAAAAAAAAGGAAAAAAUCAAACCCCCUCCAACGGUCGCUUUGUUGUUUUAGAAUUUUAAGGUGGAAGUCUGUUCAAAUAUCAGAAUUUGUAAAAUCUAACCAGUAAUAAAACCACUUAUUGAAACUAGUUGGUGCUGCUGCUGUUUAGUUGGGUGUGACAUUCACAGGAUUAAGAGCCUUA
Molecule: messenger RNA, 1902 nt
Organism: Manis pentadactyla (Chinese pangolin)
Lineage: Eukaryota; Metazoa; Chordata; Mammalia; Pholidota; Manidae
Gene: LHX2
Product: LIM homeobox 2
Exons: 5
Coding region: 15-1235 (406 amino acids)
Biological process (GO): neuron differentiation; regulation of transcription by RNA polymerase II
Cellular component (GO): nucleus
Molecular function (GO): DNA-binding transcription factor activity, RNA polymerase II-specific; RNA polymerase II transcription regulatory region sequence-specific DNA binding
Source: RefSeq, a predicted model, not a curated record